CUUGGACGACCACCCUCUCCACUUGAUGAGAUACUCGAACUUUCCCUGGAAAAUAGCACACCAGCGGUCAGUGUCCGGUAGACAAAGGCGUCAAAGGGCGGCCCGGGGCCUCCGCGGAGCCUCCCGCGGGGGUUGCUUACCUUUCUCGGCCGUUUGCUGAGGAUGCAUUCGGCAUCAAAUACCUGGCCCACCGUGACCCCCUCCAUUGCUCUGAGCAGGACGGCCGGGAAGCGCCUUUUUGUCCACAAACGCCCCCCGUGAGUCCCUCGCCGCCAUGCUGCUUCCCCUGGUCCUCCGACAGUCCCUAUGCCGACCGGCGGCCUCUGCGGUCCCACCGCUGACCUGUCUGAGGUCCCUUCACUGUGACCCCAGAAGGUCGCUCCACUUCCUGCGGCUGGGGCUCCCCCUGCGACCAAACGUUCCGAGCCGUGGAGUCAAAAGCCGGAAGAGGCCGAGCCAGGAGGAGCAGAGGAAGACCAGGAACAAGACGGUGCUCACGUACGUCGCCGCUGCCGGCGUGGGCAUGAUCGGCCUUUCGUACGCCGCCGUGCCGCUCUACCGCCUUUACUGCCAGGCGACCGGGCUGGGCGGCGCGGCGGUGGCCGGCCACGACACGGACCUGGUGGAGACGAUGGAACCCGUGAAGGAGCGCGUCAUCAAAGUGGCCUUCAACGCCGACACGCACGCCAGCAUACAGUGGAACUUCAGGCCGCAGCAGACGGAGAUCUUCGUGGUCCCGGGUGAGACGGCCCUGGCCUUCUACAGAGCGAAGAACCCCACCGAUAAACCCAUCAUCGGCAUCUCCACCUACAACGUGGUGCCCUUCGAGGCAGGACAGUACUUCAACAAGAUCCAGUGCUUCUGCUUCGAGGAGCAGCGUCUGAACCCUCACGAGGAAGUGGACAUGCCCGUCUUCUUUUACAUCGACCCGGAGUUUGACGUGGACCCCAAGAUGGCGCGGGUGGACACCAUCAUGUUGUCCUACACCUUCUUUGAAGCCAAGGAGGGUCAGACGCUGCCUGUGCCGGGAUACAGCUACAACUGACGUGUCACGGAUGACAUGCUGAGGUUCACUUCCUGCUAAAUAUGGGAUGCUAAUAAUGGAAGGUGAACACGGGAAGAACUUUGAUACUAAAAGACUUCAUGGCUUAAUAAUUGCGUCAACAGACCUAGCUAGUCAUAUCAUUUGUGAGUUGAAGAUUAUUAUGAUUAAAUUAUCAUCAAUCGAA
Molecule: messenger RNA, 1229 nt
Organism: Doryrhamphus excisus (bluestripe pipefish)
Lineage: Eukaryota; Metazoa; Chordata; Actinopteri; Syngnathiformes; Syngnathidae
Source: RefSeq, a predicted model, not a curated record